Messenger RNA from Camelus dromedarius (Arabian camel), 2730 nucleotides. RefSeq names its product zinc finger protein 281. The record is from RefSeq and is a predicted model, not a curated record. Gene Ontology annotation, molecular function: DNA-binding transcription factor activity, RNA polymerase II-specific. Lineage: Eukaryota; Metazoa; Chordata; Mammalia; Artiodactyla; Camelidae. Gene Ontology annotation, biological process: regulation of transcription by RNA polymerase II. Gene Ontology annotation, cellular component: nucleus.
AUGUGGAAGAUUAGUUCCUUCCCCUCUUGGGAGUUCAAUGCAGAGCUCUGUGCUGGGCAGCAGAGGGCCUUGGCUGACGUCACCCCCCCCCCCCACGAGGACCCGGCUCUCACCGCGGCCCUCAUUGCGCAGAACUUGGGGCCGAGUGUGCACACUGUCUGGUGUUCUUUAGGCUACCCCGAGAUAUUUUUUGUUUUUACGAACCGGAGGCGGUGGCGGCGGGACCCCCCAGGCCUGCUCCGGGGACAUGAAAGUCGGCAGCGCGUUCCUGGGCGGCGGCGGCAGCGGGCGGAGAUGGAGCCCAGCUUCCCGCCGGGGAUGCUCAAGUUCAACCACCGGCUGGCCCCGGUGGCCAGCUUCGCCCCGCCCGCGGGCACGGCCGCCGAGACUCCCCCCAUCCUGGCGCCCACCUCAGACGGGACUUUCAAGAAGGAGCCGGCGGCGCCCCGCGCGGCCUUCCCGGCGCAGAGGACCCCCGGGGGCUUCCUGCAGUCGCCGGUCAGCAUCAAGCAGGACAAGCCGGCCGAGCCCGAGGAGCCGCCGGGCGCCCCCCUGCACCAGGGCUCCGGGGGCCUGUUCGCCGGGGCGGACGCGGGCGGCGGGGACCGGGGAGGCCACGGCGUCAUCCAGGACCUGAGCGUCCUGUACCCGCCGGACCCGCACUCCCGCAACGUGCUGCUGGGCGGCGGCCGGACCGAGGACCCCCGUGGCCCCGAGGAGCCAAAGCCAGACGCGAGCGUCAAGAAUGUGAAGAGGCCAAAGCCAGAAGAAUCUCAGGGAAUCAAAGCCAAGAGGAAGCUGAGCGCAUCUUCCAAACCGCCGCUGGUGGGAGACGGGGAAGGCGCCCUGCUCUCCCCCCGUCAGAAACCGCACAUCUGCCAUCACUGUAGCGCCGCUUUCCGGAGCUGCUACCACCUGCGGAGGCACGUCCUCAUCCACACCGGGGAGCGGCCCUUCCAGCGCAGCCAGUGCAGCACGGGCUUCAUCCACAAGUACCUGCUGCAGAGACACGAGAAGAUCCAGUCAGAGAAGACGUUCGGGUGCGCCGAGUGCAGCAUGAAGUUCAUCCAGAAGUACCACAUGGAGAGACCCAAGAGGACGCACUGUGGAGAAAAGCCACACACGUGUGACACUUGCCAGCAGUAUCUCUCAAGGACCGAUCGCGUCUUGAAGACAGGCGCACCAUAGAGAAGCCAUAGAGGAAGGGCCCGCGGUGCAGAACCCGGGGCAUCCGGCCACAACAGCGUGGGGAAUCUGGCUGUGUUGUCGCAGGGAAAUCCCAGCUCUUCGAGGAGAAAGGCGAAGUCAAAAAGCAUCGCAGUUGAAAACAAGGAACACAAGACUGGUAAAACGAGCGACUGGCAGGCUUCGAGCAGUAUGACCCUGCAAAGUUACUUGGUAGAGAUGCCAGCCGCGUCUUCCAGUGGAGGCAUGAUCGGCCCUCGUAUAGAUGAGCUACAGAAAAGGGUGCCCAAAUUGAUCUUUAAGAAAGGAAGUAGAAAGAGAACGGAGAAGAACUACCUGAACUUCGUGUCACCAGUACCAGACAUGGUGGGACAGAAGUCCUUGUCUGGGAAACCAGGUGGCUCGCUUGGCCUAGAGUCAGACAACAGCGUGGAGACCGUUAGUCUUCUCCAGAGCGCUAGUGGCAAACACGGUCAAAUGAGCAGUAAUUAGGCCGAUGCCAUGCAGCUCUCGAAGAAAAGAAGAUCCUUACCAACUGCCAGCAGCAACAGUGCCUUUUCCGUGAGCGUGGGACACACGGUCUCCCAGCAGUCUGUCAUUCAGUCUGCGGGCGUCGGAGUUUUAGACAGCGAGGCCCCCUUGCCCCUUACUGACUCCGCGGGCCUGCAUGCGGAAAUGUCUUGUCACGACAAGUCUGGAAUUCCUGAUGAGGUUUUACAGAGUAUUUUGGAUCAGUACUCCAAGUCCGAGAGCCAGAAGGGGGAUCCCUUCAGCAUAACGGAUUUCCACACCUCGGGAGGACAUUCAGAGUUGGUGCAAGAAGAAGACUUGAGCCCAGGCACCCAGAUCAGUGAUAAGGCCAGCAUGGUGCAAGAAUACUCCAAACACCUCCAGCAGGCUUUUGAAAAAUUCACGAAUGCAGGUUUUGCUCUUGGACACGGUUUCCAGUUUGUCAGCCUGUCGUCACCUCUCCACAAGCACACUUUAUUUCCAGAAAAGAUAAACACAACAUCUCCUUCGGAGUGUGGUUUCGGCCAGUCUGUUACCUCAGUGUUGCCAUCUUCGUUGCCAAAGCCUCCUUUUGGGAUGUUGUUUCGAUCGCAGCCAGGUCUUUAUUUAUCUGCUUUGGAUGCCACACAUCCGCAGGUGACCCCUUCUCAGGAGCUGGAUGAUCUGAUAGAUUCUCAGAAGAAUUUAGAGACUUCUUCAGCCGUCCAGUCCUCAUCUCAGAAACUGACUAGCCAGAAGGAACAGCAGAAAAGCUUUCAGAUCCCAUCUCAGGAGUUAGCCAGCCAGGUAGCUCCUCAGAAAGAUGUAGAGACUAGAACAUCGUACCAGAUUAAGAACUUGGCACAGGCAUUUGGUUCUCAGUUCAAGUCGGGCGUCAGGGCGCCAAUGACCCCAUUCACUAAGUCUAAUGGAGAAGUGGACCACAGAGCAAGGACUUCAGUGUCAGAUUUCUCAGGGUAUGCAAAUAUGAUGUCCGAUGCUAGUGAGGCAUGUAGUUGGAGGGUAAAGACACCCCCUAGCCAGAGUUACAGGUAA